This is a messenger RNA of Hyla sarda, 1378 nucleotides long. RefSeq names its product cyclin O (gene CCNO). Bases 164 to 1249 code for a protein of 361 amino acids. The transcript has 3 exons. The record is from RefSeq and is a predicted model, not a curated record. Gene Ontology annotation, biological process: regulation of cyclin-dependent protein serine/threonine kinase activity; mitotic cell cycle phase transition. Lineage: Eukaryota; Metazoa; Chordata; Amphibia; Anura; Hylidae. Gene Ontology annotation, molecular function: cyclin-dependent protein serine/threonine kinase regulator activity. Gene Ontology annotation, cellular component: cytoplasm; centrosome; nucleus.
GCAAUCAGCGGUUCUUUCGCCGGGAAAGCUUCUCACGGUGACGUCACGUCCAGAGGUUCCCUAAGCCAACCAAUCAGCGCGCAGCACAGCUGGAUAUAAAAAGCCAGGACAUGUCGCCUGUGAACACAGAGUAGUGUCGGACACGUGUGAACAGUCCGCAAACAUGGUGACCUGUAGCCCCAGACACAUAGAGGAGGAGCAGCGGCUGAUGGCUGAGGAGGAGUCCGGGUGUCCCAUUAAGAGGAAGCGGGGAGAAGUCACCCCGCAAGACCGAGGAGAUGACGCCUUAUGCGGCAGCGCCGGAUCCCACAGGGACGUCAAGAAAGCCAAGUACCUGCGACAUAGGAAGCAAUCCCUGGAGGUGAAGAGCUGCGACUCCGGGGUGUGUGACCUCUAUGAGACUCCCAGCCCCAGCCCUGGAAACCGCAGACCUGCGCCAGCUGCGUGUGAACUGUGCCCUAAGAUCUCAGACCGCUUGGGCCUGCAGAACUUCAGAGACUAUGGGGAGGAAUGCUACAGGUUCAAGAAGGAGCUGGAGAAGAAGUACCUGACUGCUCACUGCAUGGACAACCAGCCCCAGCUGAGGCCUGAGUCCCGGUGUAAGCUGAUCAGCUGGUUGAUCCCUGUGCACAGACACUUCAACCUGGGCUUCGAGUCCCUGUGUCUUACUGUCAGUAUCCUCGACAGAUUCCUUUCUCGCACCCCUGUGGCAAUCGACUGCUUUCAGCUCGUGGGUGUCACGUCUCUACUCAUCGCAUGUAAACAGGUUGAGACGCGACCUCCCAGAGUAAAGCAGCUGCUCGCCUUGUGUUGUAAUAACUUUUCUCGUGAACAGCUCUGUAAUCUGGAGUGCAUCAUCCUGCUCAAGCUUCGAUUCCAGCUGGGAGCACCCACCAUCAACUUCUUCCUGCAGCAUUUCUGUUUCCUCCAGCUGACGAUCGGAGAACCUUCAGAGCUGGACCUCUGUCAGGCCUCCAAGUCUAUUGCACUGGCGAAAGGCAUAGCAGAACUGAGCCUGGCUGACUACGCCUUCAAUUCUCAUCCGCCAUCCCUGAUGGCCUUCUGUUGCUUAGUGCUUGCAAAGCGCAUUUUAUGCCAGGACACAGAUAUGCAGGACAGUGGAUAUUCUGACAGCGAAUUGCAAGAAUGCAUGACCAAGAUUGAGCUGCUUAUAUCCUUGAAUAAGGAUUCCUUGCAGCAGCUCCUGCCCACUGACAUGCCUGAGAUGGCUAUGGAGGUGGAGAAUUAACUCUUUGCUUUCUUUGUUUAAUUCUUACGUUUACAUUAAACUAGUACUGCGGUGGAAAACUUUUAUUUAUUCAUUUUUUUUUUUUAAAUCAACUGGUGCCAGAAUUAGAGAUGAGCGAACUUACAGUAA